Monosiga brevicollis MX1 is the source of this 3003-nucleotide messenger RNA. RefSeq lists its product as uncharacterized. Lineage: Eukaryota; Choanoflagellata; Craspedida; Salpingoecidae. The coding region runs from base 100 to 3003 and encodes 967 amino acids. Gene Ontology annotation, cellular component: plasma membrane. Gene Ontology annotation, biological process: Notch signaling pathway; membrane protein ectodomain proteolysis. The record is from RefSeq and is a predicted model, not a curated record. Gene Ontology annotation, molecular function: metalloendopeptidase activity. The transcript is spliced from 6 exons.
GCUCGAGUCCUCCUCCACCGUGGCUGGAUCUCCUUCCACUUUGACUUUGACUCGGACCAGGUUUGAGGCACCGGAUCCAGACUGAUUCGGGACUUUUGAAUGACCCGGACAUUUUUCCAAAGAGCAAACAUCCGCCAUUCUCAAACCGAUAGAAUGGGACGACGACUUGGGCCGAUCCAGCUUGUCGUGCUGGCCUUGCUCGUCCACAUGGCCACGGCUCGAGUUUUGCCGGAGCAGAGGCGGCAGCUGAAUCCAACAGACAACAGUAAUAACCAGGUCAAGGCUUCGUGUCUUUGGCGUGGCCAGUUGCGCAUGAGCCCUGGCGAUCAAGCGGCCACCCUUUUAUUGCAACGGACCAGUGAUGGGGUACGACGCCAGCUACAGUUGCAUAAAGAUCAUGCCGUGCUCGGCCCUCGAGUCCAGCACAUCAUGGCCCACGCCGACUUCUGGUCCUCGGUCGACGGCACCAACCGCUUCACUCGACACGGCACAACCGUGUCUGGGGUUUUGCACCUUGAUAAUGGCAGCCCUCUCUUUCUGGGAACUAGUCCUUUGAAUGCUUCCCUCUGCUUUCGUGCUCUCACAUCCCACGCUCGACCGACACCGACAAACUCCUCAGAGCACAGUUUCACACCUGAUACCGCGCACCCCCACCCCGUCGAUGAGGGCGGUGCGAUUUCCCAAGCUCAGCGCCUUGAGGACAUUAUUUCUGCCGCCACCACCGCGCCUACGCCUCCACCUACUCCCAUGCGCCACCGACGCGAUGGACCAGCCUCGCCCAACCACAAGUGGUGCACCGUGUAUGCCGAUGCCGAUGACACCUUCUUUGCCCGCUGGGCCGGCGAGUGCCCUCCCGGAUACACGGGAACUGCAUGCACAACCCUCCAAGAGGAGCGCAUCACAACGCUACUCGCCUCACGUUUCCAUCAGGUCAACGCCAUGUACAGCAACAGCAACGUGCCCGUUCAGUUUCAGUUGGCAGGCGUGUCUUUUUUGAACCGCGCGUUCCCAAACCCCAACUCAACCAGCUCACCAACCUUACUCUGGCGGGCCAACAAUGUUCUCGAUGCUUACCAAGCCUGGCUCGUCAACGGCGGUAGCUUUGCAGGGGGUGUUUUUGUUGCCCCAGACCCUCGCGGCAAUGGCGUUACUUAUGCCGAUAACUGCCUCAACUACCUCUUUACAAACGUCAACACAAACUAUACCCUGGGCCGUGCUGCGCAAGCCUCCACCCAAGCUAACCUUGUUGCUGGCAUCUGUGACACUCGCAUCAUUCAGUCGAGUCCAGCUGCCCUCAACUCGGGAUAUGUUACUAGCCUUGUCGUCUACGGCGCCGUUGAUGAUGAUGUUGCAGUGGUGGCACUAGCACACGAAUUGGGGCACAAUAACGGCGCUGUCCAUGACUGUUGUCAGAGUGGGGAUGGCACAUGCGACACCGCCACCUUCCCACUCUGCAGUACCUCCACUUCGCACGCGUGUUACCCCUUGGCGGCCAACGGCGGCCAUUAUAUCAUGGCACCCACUAUCGUCAAGCACGAUUCCGGCAACUUUCGGCUUUUUUCUCCGUGUUCUGUUGCCAGCAUGAGUUCCACCAUCGCCUUGCAGGGCGACUGCCUUCUGGAAGAAGAUCCUUGUCGAUUUGGAGGCCCCUGCUGCAGCAGCAUGGGGCUGGCUCCCAACAACACAUUUUGUCGUGCCCCAGAUGAAACCGAGUCCUGCAGCGAGGUGGCGCUGUGUGAUGGUGAACACGCCUAUUGUCCCGUGGCCUUUUUGACAGAUGAUACUCCUUGCACAUUGACGACCAACCCUGCGCAAGUUGGCCGCUGUGUGUCUGGCACCUGUGAACAACUACAUGACGAGUUUUGCCAAACCAACGUGGGGCUGGAUCAAGGUUGCACGCUGCCGGGCAAGGAAUGCGCCCGUGCCUGCCUUUACACAAACAUUUGCGCUGCGUAUGGACAAGGCUGCUCGGCCGACUGGUACUUGGUCCCUACAUCCACCUGUCCACAAGCACCAGUUGGCACGGCCUGCACGCGAGUCGACGGGACCAAAGGACAUUGUGGUGAAACGGGGGCAUGCACUUUAUGCACUGAUCAGAGCACUUGCCAUCAACCCAGUCUGCCUCCUUGUCCCUUGGGUUGCGACACCGCCGUGACCGAGUGCCAGGAAGACGAAGGGUGGUGUCGGCAUGAUCAGCGACGCUGUGUCUUUUCUGCGUUGGCUGACGAGACUCCAUGCGCCUAUGGCACUUGUCAAAGCGGCAUCUGCAAAGCACGUGCGGAGAAUGAGACGGCCGAAGUUUGUACAACUGCAGACUACGAACCUUGGUCUACAUGCAACAUUGAGUCAUGCAUCGUCUCUCGCAUGGCUCGAGAAGGCAAAACGUGCCGUCAAGCUCAACAGUUUGCCGCGUGCUGUGGGGCUACCCUUGCGGUGCUGGGCCUUGAAGGCUGGGAGGUGGUGGAGGCUGUCAAGUUUUUGCGGCAAAUUGCAGACGAGCCCACUCUUGGCUUGGUUUAUCACGAUUCCCUGGGCUUUACAAUCCAACAACCCGGAGACAACGGCACGGCUCUUGCUGUGGCGCUGCAGUCGUCUGCGGCCGCAAUGGCAAGCCACUUUGGAGCAGCGGUAAGUGUGACUGUUGCGACGCCACCCGCCAAUGACACAGCCGACAACCAUACCACGUCCACCCAACCAAGCACGUCGGUCAUCACUUCCACGACCGCACCGACAACGACAACAACCCUUCCGGAGACCACGUCAACCAGAAUCGGACAGGGAGGUGGCGAGACCAAGAGCAGUUCUGGCACGGAGAGCCUGGGUCCUGCCGGUAUCGCGGGCUUGGCUUGUGCGGCAGUGGCUGCCGUGGUGCUAACGGCUAUCUGGGUCGUCUAUCAGACCCGAUCCUCAGCUGUGGGGGCUGAAUCUACGACCGAGGAGAAAAGUGACCUUACGCCCACCUUGCAUCGCGAGAACCCUGUUUUUGAGGCGUUGGAUCAAUGA